AGAGGCCGUGAGGAGGCCGCGCGCGGGCCAGGCGCCGAGCCCGCGGGCCCGAGGCCGGCCGCGUCCCUGCACCCACAUGGCCUCCGGAGGGCGCGCGGCCUGCGAGCAGCUGCCGCACGACGGCACGUGCGACGAGUGCGAGCCCGACGAGGCGCCGGGGGCCGCCGAGCUGUGCCGGGAAUGCGGCUUCUGCUACUGCCGACGCCACGCCGAGGCCCACGCGCGCCAGUUCCCCGGCCACCGCCUGGCCGCCUACGUCCACGGCGCCGCCCGGGCCCGGACCUCGGGGGCGCAGGGCGCGGAGCACGCGGAGGCCACGGGGGAGCGCGAGGCGGGGGCAGAGAGCGAGUCCGAGGAGGGCAGCGAGUCCGAGGAGGAGAGCGAGACGGGGGAGGACAGCGAGACGGGGGAGGAGAGCGACGACGACGACGAGAGUGAGGAGGACAGCGAGGAGGAGAUGGAGGACGAGCAAGAGAGCGGCGCCGAGGAGGACAACCGCGAGGAGGGGGAGUCCGAGGCCGAGGGCGAGACUGAGGCGGAGAGCGAGUUUGACCCGGAAGUAGAAAUGGAAGCGGAGCGGGUGGCCAAGAGGAAGUGUCCGGACCACGGGCUGGACCUGAGCACCUACUGCCAGGAGGACAAGCGGCUCAUCUGUGUGCUGUGCCCGGUGGUCGGGGCGCACCGGGGCCACCAGCUCUCCACCCUCGACGAAGCCUUCGAGGAACUAAGAAGCAAAGACUCAGGCGGGCUGAAGGCAGCUAUGAUUGAGUUGGUGGAAAGGUUAAAGUUCAAGAGCUCAGACCCUAAAGUAACCCGGGACCAGAUGAAGGUGUUUAUACAGCAGGAAUUUAAGAAAGUUCAGAAAGUGAUUGCUGAUGAGGAGCAGAAGGCCCUGCAUCUAGUGGACAUCCAGGAAGCAAUGGCCACGGCUCAUGUGACUGAGAUACUGGCAGACAUCCAGUCCCACAUGGACAGGCUGAUGACUCAGAUGGCCCAAGCCAAGGAACAACUCGAUACCUCUAAUGAAUCAGCGGAGCCAAAGGCAGAGGGUGACGAGGAAGGACCCAGUUAUGGAGAGACCCCUGGUUGGGAAGAGGAAAGCCUUAGACUCGCUUGGUGGCACCCACAGUCUGUCGCCUUAUGCACCUCAUCACCGUCCGUCGCUGCUGCUUGUGAGCCUGCUCUUGUUCUUCACAGACCCCAAAUGGGGUAACAGUGGUGCCAGUGAAGAAGAGGACACUUGAAGGCUGGCCGUCCCCAGUGGAAAAUCAUUCCUUCCCUUGUGUGUAUGUGACAGCGUGUAUGUAACGGCUUCUGAUUUCUGUGAAAGCUGCCCGGCAACAAAUGUACUUCCACCGGAUACACCCCUGGAUCCCCAGCAGGCACAUGUCUCUCCAAGGGAUGACCAGUUUUGUCAUUACUGACUGUGCUGCUCAUUCUGUUGUCGUGAUAGGUCAGGGGAAAGUGCCCCUUUGAUCAACCAGGAGCAAUUAAGGGUCCUUCAGUUAAUCCCUCAAUGGCUGCUUUGAACUUACUCAGGAAAGCCAGCCCCUAUAAUAUUGUAUACCCAAAUAAUAUUGCUUCAUUAGGAAGGAUCUGGAAUAACCUUGAAGAGCACUCAGAAUUUUUUUCCCUACCUGCUAAGAAAACCCCACUUUAUUCACACUGAAGCAUGAAAUAGAUGAGGGCAAAGUGGGGCCAGAUCAACCCGUAGACAGUCUCUAACAGCCCAGUCAUACAUUUGUGAGAACAUGGCUUCACGAGACAGGAUGGAUGGCUGAAGAAUGGGGUUGGAGACAAGUUAAAAGUUAGAAAUAGAGAGAGAAAGUUUUAGUACAUGAGGUUAUCCAGGACUUCAGAUUCAUAAUUCAGUGCUGUGGAAAUGAGAAAAAUGAUUGAAGAGGUAGAAAGGAAAUGACUUUAAGAAAAAAAAAAACAGGACCAAAGAGAUCUGAUUAAAAGUUGAAAUCAGUAUUUCUGAACUCAAAUUGCCUGAGUUUCCAAAUAGUCACUAAAAGGAUCUGAUGGAACCUGAAUUAUUUGGGUCAAUUCUGCAGGUUUUAUGGGUCUUGUCACAACAUGAAAGGCUGGAAUGUAUAUUACCAAAUGGGAAUUUUUCAGUGUAGGUUUUGGUCCCCGUCCCCCAGCUUAGUCUAGUUUGGCCUCAAUGCCUUGUGGGGAGAAUUCUUGUCACUCGUGGUGUGCUGAACCAAGCUCCGUCUCCCAGCAGAGAGCCCCUCCUUUUACUCUGGCUGGAACCCUCCUUUUCAUGGCCUCCCCACCCACAGACCUUCGGAUCAGCUCCCACACCCUGGCCCUCCCCUCUGCAGUAACAUGAGCAGAGACCCGCUAUGCUUGGACUUCGGGCCCUUCCCCGCUCCCAAAUCCCAUUUCCUUAGAACACUUUUACUCCCAAGGAAGCAGUCAUGUACUAGGCAACGUAAGACUGCAAGCUAAAAAAUCUACAUCUUCCGAAACAUCUGUUUUACUUUACAAAUGGUUUGGAGUCAGGGGAUGACCUUAUUUUUAGAUAAAACAGUUAUAUUAUGAAAUAGAAUGUUCAUACACAUAAAGAACUAAGAUAAAAUGGGAGACUUCACAGGAAAUUCUUAUUUGCAAGCGGGGUCUGUGUUCUCUUUCCUCUGCCUUCCGUGGCGUUGGGUGUUCACUUCUGAGAAGUACAACUGGAACUGUGUCGAAGCGGCCUUGGGUUGCUGCUGACUCAGGGCCUGGACUUCUAGUGCCUCUGAGGCAGCACCAGAGGAGCCUGCAGUGGAGGGGUCCCUCUCUUCCUGCUGCCUGCCUGUGGCCUGUGUGCCAAUCACUGAAGGUGCAGGGUGAGCUGAUGUGUGUGUGCGGGAUGGUUUCAAGGCAGAAACAGUACUUACUUACUGUAGGAAUCCUAUUUAUAUCAUUGUUCAAUCUUGUGCAUGCUAUGAAAUAAUUAUUUCUUUGAGGCCAGGGAGCUACUAGGCAUAUAUGCUUCUGGGUUAGGAUUACCCUAGCUCACUAAAUAUGUCAGAAUGUUGACAAGGGCUGAGAGUAGGUUGGGCUGUUUAAAAAAAGAAAAAAUGGAAUUUUUCUCUCACUGGUGGCAGGCAAAUGGCCAUGGCUGUUUUGAUGCUUUACCUGUCUGCCUGCAAAGACUGGGAAAUUUGGUAUAGCACUAAUUACAGCCCCUGACCGUAUCCAACAGAGCUACCCUUCAGGAAGAAGGAGCAAUGGCCACUCUUUUUUUAAAAAGUUUAAAAAUCAGGAGAUGAAGACGACUUUAGGUUUGGAAGCUCAGAUUGUCUUUCCCCGAUAAUUACUGUUUAAUCUUCAAAUAGCCUUGUUUUAGCAGUGGGCAGAUCAUUGGCUCUUCAUACCUGACCAUAUGUCAUUACUUUAAUUCGGUAUUUGGGAAACCCAAGCGUUUAUGCAGUGGGUAUGAACGGGAAUAUAAAAAUACAUGCCAGCCUGUCUCAAUAAAUUAUCCUGUCUCUGUAAUCCUCGAGGAAAGCACUUUUGCUUUUACUUAGAAAGGAUUUCAGAUUUGCUUUAUGGGCUCCUGCUGUCUUCAGCACCUGAUAAAACUUUAACCAAGGAAGCAUUAAACACAGCACAGCAGCUUCUGCCCAGGCUCCGGAGUUCCUGCCUGCAGCAUUUAUCAAUGUAGGAAUUGGGAUGCUUCCUGCAGUGGCACCAGCUUCCCCUAAACCUGGAGCAUGCUGCUCGACCCCAAGCCCCAGUGUGUGUGAGGCCUCCCUCCUGCCAGGUCAGUAGAAGGUAGAGCGCUCACAAUUGUGUCCUGACUGGCUGCAGGGUUUGCAAGAAUCCCUAGGGAGAAGUCAUCCAGGGAGGCAGGUAAUGAAUGUCUCCAGAGUGGAUUGGGUCCUCACAGCAACCCCUGGCUGCCUUCCAAAUGUUGGGUAUCUGGAGGGUUGAGGGGGCGUUUGUCCUUUGAUUUGAUGUCAUUAAAUCCAGGGCAAUUCCAAGAAGUGCUUGGAGUCUCAGCUCUGACAGUCCAGGAAGGAAGCUGGCCUAUAUUGAGAGCCAGCUAAUAGCCGGGCCCUGUACUAGGCCUUAUUUCUGAGAGGAUAAAGCAAUUUGGAGUGGGUGAGUCACUUGCCUUGAGUUACACAUCUCGAAAAUAUUGCACCUAGCUCCCCUAAUCUGCAGCCAUGGUACGCCUCAAGUACAGAGGGAGCAAAGGCCUGCAGACACUGCGGUCCGACUGGACACUUCAUGAGUUCGUUUUCAAAAUUACAUUUUCUGGCUGUAGCUUGGACUCAGAAAUGGCAUCAAGGUAGCCCUAUUCUUCCACUUUAGAAGAUGCAUUAAGUACAUAUUGCUAACUUGAGCCUGCCCCCAGAAGUUGGGGGAGCCCUUCCUUUUGGUGCCGUUCCCCAUAAAUAAAAUGGAGGCCUUCAAGAGUGAGGUGAGAGCCCUGAAGGAGUCUGCACUCCAGCCUAUUCCACGAUGUGGAAUGGUACGGGAAGUUUGGAUAUCCAGACAUUUUGGUGACCUGAGUCUGACCACUCCAGUCAGGCCUGAGGGCACAGCUGCAGAAUUCAGGACUUGUAGUAGUGGCAGAGCCUGGAAAGUCCUCUCCCCCACCUAGAAAACAUUCUCUUGCCAAUACCUGAAAUUCCACACUCACAUGAUGAGUGUUCUAUACAUGCUUUUCGGUAAGAAAAUCAGUUGCGUGUGUACUGUUUGCCUAGCACAUCUGGAAUUUUCUGUUUGAAAAACGUAUCUCGUUAUGAAUGGACUCAGCCUAGCCCUAAGAGUCCAUGGCACAGGGGAGACUUCAGAUCUCAUUAAUAAUGCCUCUACCCAGCAGUGUUUCUGAAUUGCCACCGUAACCCAUCCAAGACCUCUGUGGCCCAGACAGUUCCUGCCCUCUAGGGGCCUGCCUGGUAAAACAGUAGCAUUCGGAACUGAGAACACAGCAGAACAAGCACCAUAACAGGAAAAUGAAAAUAAAUUGAUACUUGUGGGUGUACUGGUGCAAAAAGUGCUGGGCUUGAGGGGACGGUAGAUUUAUACUUAAUGGGAGUUAAACCUGACCAGGCUUUCUACAGUGACAGGCCAUACUGUGUGGGUGGGGAGAACCAGCGAGUCCGUUGUUCUCUGCCUGUUGUCCUGUGCACACUCACAUCCCCUCCUUAGUCAUCUUCCCCUUUCACCCUUUACUUUAACAAGGGAAUGCUCAGUCUUUCAAGGGAAUUACACGUUUGAGUUAAUGUUUCAGUAUAUCAUUUUCAUAAUGUAAAUUAUUUUGUAAGAGAUUUACCGCUAUCCCAGGAUGUUUGGACUCAGCACCCCUGUGCAUUUGGAAAUCAAUAAACUAUUACUGGAAAUACCA
This is a messenger RNA of Equus caballus (horse), 5350 nucleotides long. It is a transcript of the gene TRIM44, whose product is annotated as tripartite motif containing 44. Gene Ontology annotation, biological process: protein ubiquitination; protein stabilization; regulation of gene expression. Gene Ontology annotation, cellular component: cytoplasm. NCBI's taxonomy places the organism in Eukaryota, Metazoa, Chordata, Mammalia, Perissodactyla, Equidae. Gene Ontology annotation, molecular function: ubiquitin protein ligase activity; zinc ion binding. The record is from RefSeq and is a predicted model, not a curated record.